Messenger RNA from Morone saxatilis (striped sea-bass), 2141 nucleotides. RefSeq names its product POC1 centriolar protein B (gene poc1b). Gene Ontology annotation, biological process: cilium assembly. NCBI's taxonomy places the organism in Eukaryota, Metazoa, Chordata, Actinopteri, Moronidae. Gene Ontology annotation, molecular function: protein binding. Gene Ontology annotation, cellular component: centriole; ciliary basal body. The record is from RefSeq and is a predicted model, not a curated record. The transcript has 12 exons. The coding region runs from base 322 to 1869 and encodes 515 amino acids.
UGCAGCACCACUCUCUUCGUUGCCACAAGAUCAAGCCACAGGUGGCUAGAUCUUUAGCUGUAGAAAUAACGGCUUAUUCGGCUGCUUAUGCAAACUCAAAGCCCAGUUUUCAUUUAGAGCUAAAAAAAAAAAUCAUCCAGAAACAACUUAACUUUAACUUAACUUUAAAGACUUUGGAACAGAGCACCGUAUUAUCUGACUUCGACAGGUCAGGUCUGACACUGCUGCCUGCUGAAGGCGCACUCUUUGACAGUUCAUGGAAGUAACGUUGAGCAGCGGGCGGUUCAACUUUCCCUCUGACAACAUUGGCUCUUUUACCAAAUGCCUACUAUGGCGUCUGUUUUGGAGGAUCCAACCCUAGAGAGACACUUCAAGGGGCAUAAAGACGCCGUCACCUGUACAGACUUCAGUCCAAACCGCAAACAACUGGCCUCAGGGUCAGUGGAUAUGAGCCUGAUGAUCUGGAAUCUAGCUCCAAAGGCGAGGGCUUUCCGCUUUGUGGGCCACCAAGACAUCAUCACUGGGUUGCAGUUCUCCCCCUCUGGUAACCUGGUGGCCACUUCCUCUAAGGACAGAACGGUCAGACUGUGGACACCUUCCAUUAAAGGAGAUUCAGCAGUGUUCAAAGCCCACACGGCCCCUGUUCGCAGUGUUGCUUUCUCCCACGACGGCCAGAGACUGGUGACGGCGUCCGACGACAAGUCUGUCAAAGUGUGGAGUGUUCACCGGCAGUGCUUUGUCUACUCUCUCAACCAGCACACCAACUGGGUUCGCUGUGCCAGAUUUUCUCCUGAUGGCCGUCUGAUAGCUUCCUGCGGAGACGACCGUACCGUCCGGCUGUGGGACACGUCCACCAAACACUGCAUCAACUGUUUCUCUGACUAUGGAGGAUCAGCGACGUUUGUUGACUUCUACUCAAGCGGCACCUGUAUAGCAUCCUCAGGAGCUGACAGUUCACUAAAAAUCUGGGAUCUACGGACCAACAAGCUGAUUCAGCAUUAUCAAGUCCACAGUGCAGGAAUCAACAGCUUUUCCUUCCACCCAUCCAACAACUACCUGAUCAGUGGCUCCAGUGACAGCACUGUUAAGAUCCUGGACCUGCUGGAGGGACGCCUCAUCUACACCCUCCAUGGACACAAGGGUGCAGUAAUCACAGUAUCCUUUUCCAGGGCUGGAGAUCUCUUUGCCUCAGGGGGAGCUGAUGGUCAGGUGCUGAUGUGGAGGACAAAUUUUGACACCAAAUCCUACCAGGACGUCCUGCAACAACACAGCCGGAGAUCCACCCCUGAUCCCCCACCCCAUGUGACUGACAUCCACCCCAGAGGACCCCACCUUCACCACCCGCAGCCCACAGCCAUUCAGAUCAGUCCAGCAGUGGCAGAUACACAGUCCACUGAUCCGGAUGUCAUAGAGUUGGGCCAAUCUGUUCACAGCACCACGGCCGCCGCCAACAGUCACCACUCCAACGGUUUGCCCCCCCAUCACGUGGGCAGCUCCAGAGUGGAAGGAUGGAUGGGAGACAGAAGUGCCAGUAGGGCAGGUGCGACUUCUGGGAGCCAGACUGGGGCCGGCGGGAGAGGAAGAGGAAGGAGAAAGGAAGAGGAAGAGGAGAGAGGGCAGACGCACCCACUGGAAGUUCUUUCCGGUCAACCAUCGGGUCUGGACUCUACCCUGCGGCACAUUGUUCAACAGCUGGAUAUCCUCACGCAGACUGUUUCAGUGCUGGAGGAGCGUCUCACCCUGACUGAGGACAAGCUGAAGGAGUGUCUCCUCCACCAAUCCCACAUUCUCAGUGAUGUGCAAUCAUCGGGAGGGAGGCGGAGGACUGAGAGCGAGGAGACGGAUGGAUCACCUGUCCACUUCACUUGAGGACGACCUCGCCCUUUGUCAGACUGCAGCACAAACACACAAACCGAGUUGUAUUGGUUGACCCCAAGACAGCUGGUCAUGAGUGUCUGUUUGUGUGUGUAUGUGUGUCUAUGUAAAUAUGUGUGUCUGUGUGUGAUUCUAAAUGUCCACCUUGGUGGUCUCUCUCCGGGGUCAGUAGGUUAAUCAGGAUUUGGGCUGGGGUCAAAGUGAGUUUUUGUGUGUGUGUGUGUGUGUGUGUGUGUGUGUGUAAUAGCAACAAUUCUCCAUGUAUU